Messenger RNA from Planococcus citri (citrus mealybug), 1636 nucleotides. RefSeq names its product venom protease-like. The transcript is spliced from 8 exons. The record is from RefSeq and is a predicted model, not a curated record. NCBI's taxonomy places the organism in Eukaryota, Metazoa, Arthropoda, Insecta, Hemiptera, Pseudococcidae. The coding region runs from base 252 to 1454 and encodes 400 amino acids. Gene Ontology annotation, molecular function: serine-type endopeptidase activity. Gene Ontology annotation, biological process: proteolysis.
UGCAGUAACGUUGUACGUGUUUUCGAAGAUUCACACUAUAUUCGCUACGUAGGAUCUAAGAAUAUGUAUGUUCGAAAAUUGUGACUUUUUUAUCGCCUAAAAAAAUUCAUUCGUGCUACUUUUGACUUUGGGUCAAGCCACCAAAUGUAUAAUUAAUCUUUGAUGCGAAAUCGCGUGUUUGUAUUGUUACAGAAUCAUUUUCUGGUUUGAUAUCGAAUAUUUACUACAUCUGUUUAGAUAACAAAUUUGAAAUGCUGUUUUAUUACUUGUUUAUCGCAAUUUUAAGAUACAGUGGUGCGAUUUCUCUGGGUAGCUUGGAGCACCAAAGAGUUCUCAGAGGAGCUGGUAAUUUUUUUCCUACUACCACCAGUGAACCCGAAACCUGCUACACCCCGGAUAAUCAACUCGGUACGUGCGUUUUCAUUAGAAAUUGCCAAUCACUGUUGACAUUGGUGAAUCGUUCGGAGGAGCCGAUCCGAGUCUAUUUGAGGAAAUCAUUAUGCGGAAGGGAUCCGAGAAAUGGUGUCCCAAAGGUGUGCUGCGCUAAAAGCAUAGAUCCAGGAAACUCGGGUGAUAUAUUGACUCCUCGAAUUCCUGUAGACGAGCCUGUGGAGCCGGAUCAAACAACGACACCUGCAACUUCAGUGACCGUGAAAAACGAUUAUUCCAGAUGUGGAAGAUCGAGUAGAUUGGUUACUAAAAUAACUGCUGGAAAAAAUGCUGAAUUAGGUGAUUGGCCAUGGAUGGCAGCGUUGUUUUAUCGUUCCAAAACUGAUUUUCAUGAUGCUCAACCGAAAUACAGAUGUGGUGGUACUUUGAUUUCAAAAGAUUGGGUCAUUACAGCUGCUCAUUGUUUUGAUGAAACAUCUAAUUUGGUUUCGGUGCGUCUUGGAGAUUUAAAUCUGAACGAUAGUACUGAAGGAGCCAGCCCCAUCGAUGUACCUGUUCGUGAAGUCAUUUUACACCCUGAAUACACUACUCGUCCAACAACCAAUGAUCUUGCACUUGUACGUUUAAGAACCCCUGUCACUUUUACUUCUUUAAUUCGACCACUUUGCGUCCUAAGUGGUACUCAGCGAUUCAGAAGUAAUGGAUUUUACGAAAAUAAACGUCCUUUCAUCACCGGCUGGGGUAGACUCAGUUUUCAAGGCGAACUUUCACCAAUCCUGCAAGAAGCUCAAAUCGAUAUAGUCGACAAUGAAAGAUGUACAGCUGAUUAUGCAAAUUUUAGAGCUGUCAUCGAUCAUCGUGUACUGUGCGCUGGCGGCGAUGGCAAAGAUUCGUGCAGGGGUGAUUCCGGUGGUCCUUUGAUAAUCCCAAUUGGAGCUGUUCACUAUUUAGCCGGUGUUGUGUCUUUCGGAGUGGGAUGUGCAAAUCCUGAUUUUCCUGGCGUUUAUACGAGGGUGGCUGAAUUCACCGAGUGGAUUUCACGAGUCACCAAGUUACCUAUUUAACUUUCAUGCUUCCUAAAUAAUUCUUGUAAUUUAUAUCGACUCAGUACCUGCUUAUUUACGUGUAAAAUGUCGAAUUAUUUUUCAUAUGUGAUAUAUUACUAUUUAAGUUUUUUGUUAUAAAAUUGAUCUAUGUACUUUAUGAAUAAAUUUUUUAUAUACCUUUUUUUAUAAAAAAAAAAUGU